UUAAGGGCUGACAUUUUUCUUGCCCUACCACUUGUAGCAUAUCAGGCUAUGCACAGGAGAAAUUAGAGGACUGGAAAUCAGGAGGCAUCUAGGACCCAGAAGCUGAGACUCUCUCCAAGCUCCUGGCUGCCUCUCACCCUUCACUGCAGUGGAUCUGUGCAUCAGUUACAGUGGAAGAGAAGCAGGAGGUAUCCAGUAUGCUGGAAAUCUACACAGGGAAGCGCUGUGCUCCGAGCAUAUCUGUUGAACUGGAGUGCAAGGGGAUAUUUCCAGGACUGAAGCCUGGACCUUCUUGAAAGCAAAAUGACCUGUCAGCAGUUGUCUGCUUCAGAGCAACUCAAGUGGGUUACAACAUAAUUUCCUACGGCCACCAUAUUUUGCAUCAACUACAGCUUCUGGAUGAAAUGCAGUUACAUUACAGUAAUCUACAUGUGAGGUGCGAACAUUUGCCUCAGAAACAGCAUGUUGCAAGAUGCAGUAAAGCCUUAUACAGUUAGCAAGGAAGGGACUGUUCUUCAUAACCAGGCCAGGUCCAAUGGACUUUCUACAUUACUUUGCUAUUAUAGCCUAUGACAUACAAUCAAGAUGAAACAGAUCUGCUGAAUUAAGCAUGGCCCCUGAUUGUAAUGGCUCACAGAACUGAGUGGUACUGGAAGGUAUAAGUACCCCAAAGACCUGCUGGACUUGAAUGUUGGCAAAAAAUAUGGCCAGUGGCUGCUUGUGCACCACCAUCUCUCUUGAUUCUCUCUGAUUACUUUCUGGGGACCCAGAAUAGGAUGGGUGAUGGACUUGUAAAGGGAGGUGCUAAUCUCCAUGGAGCCUUCUCUUCCCACCCCGUGGGUGUGGAAUCCCGCCAGGAUCAGAAGACUGCUUCAGACAUCCCAAAGUUCUAUGCUUCUCAAUUCUAGCCUAGACACCAAGCCCAGAGAUGUGGCCUCUGAGUCUGUGGGUCUCUUCUUCAUGCUUUUGAUUGAUUUGACAGCCAUUGUGGGCAAUGUAGCAAUUAUGACGGUCAUUAUCAAAACCCCAGCACUGAGGAAGUUUGUCUUUGUGUUCCACCUCUGCUUGGUGGAUCUUUUGGCUGCUAUUACCCUAAUGCCUCUAGCCAUGCUGUCCAGCUCAACUUUCUUUGAUGGCACAGUCUUUGAGGAUGCCAUAUGUCAUACCUAUCUCUUCCUGAGUGUUUGCUUCAUCACCAUGUGCAUCCUUUCAAUCUCAGCUAUUAAUGUAGAGCGCUACUACUAUGUGGUGCACCCCAUGCGCUAUGAGGUCAAAAUGACUGUAAGCCUGGUGGUCUGUGUCCUGGUUGGUGUCUGGAUCAAGGCAGUAGUUAUGUCCAUCAUCCCCAUCUUGGGAUGGCUUUCCCAAGACCAUAUGAGUAGAUCCCCAGCCUACAAUGGACAGACCUGCACCUUGCAGUGGAGCCGAAGUGCCUACUGCAAGUUUUUUGUGAUUUUCUUUGCUGUUUUCUACUUCCUCUUGCCUGUCUCCAUUAUUUUGGUGGUCUACUGCAGUAUGUUCAAAGUGGCCAGAGUAGCUGCCAUGCACCAUGGUCCACUCCCUACUUGGAUGGAUACCCCACGGCAGCGGUCAGAAUCCCUUAGCAGUAGGUCCACAAUGGUGACUAGCUCAGGAGCCCCUCGAACUACCCCUCAGAGGACGUUUGGGGGUGGAAAGGCUGUCAUCAUUCUCCUAGCAGUGGGGGGACAAUUCCUCUUCUGUUGGCUGCCAUAUUUCUCCUUCCAUCUCUACUCGGUUCUGAGCUCCCAUUUCCCUGGCCAGCAGACAGAGAAUGUGGUCACUUGGAUUGGCUAUUUUUGUUUCACAUCCAAUCCUUUCUUCUAUGGGUGCCUCAACCGGCAGAUCCGAGGAGAACUCAGCAAGCACCUCACCUGUUUCUUCAAGCAACCGCCGGAGGAGGACCUCAGGUUACCAAGCAGAGAAGGCUCCAUCGAGGAGAACUUCUUGCAAUUCCUGCAAGGGACAGGUUGCCCUGCCGAGGCCAGAAAUGCUCUUACCCAGCCUAGCCCUAAAAGGGACCAAGCUACCAUUGAUUUCCGGAUCCCAGGGCAAAUUGCAGAAGAGACCUCAGAGUUCCUGGAGCAGCACAUGAACAGCGAUAUCACUGUCUCUGAUAACUACAUCAGAGCAGCACGUUCACCGAAGCCUGAGCUGUAGCUAGGGGGUUUUUUUGCACUUGACAAUCUAGAUUUAUUGAUGUGUGAAAUAAUGCAGAAUAUAGCAGCUGAUGAAGAAUGUGUACGUUUGUAUAUGGGGGAGUAUUUAAUAAAUACGCCAUGGCAAUUGGAAA
Messenger RNA from Python bivittatus (Burmese python), 2311 nucleotides. RefSeq names its product G protein-coupled receptor 61 (gene GPR61). Gene Ontology annotation, cellular component: plasma membrane; endosome; signaling receptor complex. Gene Ontology annotation, biological process: G protein-coupled receptor signaling pathway. Gene Ontology annotation, molecular function: G protein-coupled receptor activity. NCBI's taxonomy places the organism in Eukaryota, Metazoa, Chordata, Lepidosauria, Squamata, Pythonidae. The record is from RefSeq and is a predicted model, not a curated record.